UUAAGGUUGGCGAUUCUCACUAAUAAAAAUAGAGCGCAACCGGGGUAUCCAAGGCAUUCUCUGUCUCACUCCCUUUAAAUUUUGUCUGUCUUUGCUUUGGGCCUCUCUCGAAUGGUCCCACUCACCAAAUUAAUGAUCCCACCCUCAAUGUUUUUACUUUGCUGUCGUUUCUUUCCGCAAACAUCUUGUCGUUUUCUGCUGUAACUCUUCACUUUCCCAUCUUUUAUUUUUCUUUCUCUUCUUUUCUUCUCAUUUUCUCAGGAAAAAGAAAGUUUAACGUUGACCCAUUGUUUCCUAUUACUAACUCCUUUGCUCCCGGGCCUGCUCUUCCAUCCCACAACUUUCCUUAAUUUCUACUCCAUAAAUUCUCCAUUGUAGAAACAAACAUUCCAUUCCAUAGAUUCAUUCGAUUAACUUCCUUCAACUGGGCUGCAACCAAUUGAUCCAUUCAACAUUCUUCCAGGACUCCUUCUGAGUUCGACGGACAACGGAGCACCGUGAAGACCAUCAUCUUACAGUCCUUUCUCACAAGAAUUUCAUCGGUUCUCUUCAAUCAACACAAUUCCAGGUGAUUUGAUCAGAUACUAGAAAACGAGAAUUUUCUUUGAUUAUGGAAGGUCGUAGGAGGAUGACACUCUAUGAUCAGAUGGCAGCUGGGGAAACAAGCAGUCGUAGCUCACUAGCUAGCUUGAUCUUCGGCGAUGUUGUUAUGGCUAACCAGAAUUCCGAGGCUGGAGGUGAAGCAGAAGCCACCAUGAACCGGAAUCGAACUCUGUUAGAUGUCAUCCGAGAAGAUGAGCCCAACAACAUCAAGGAUCGAAGGUCAUGGAAAGCCUUGAAGGACAAGCUUUGGCUCAAGCGCGCUGGUGGCUCCGACUCGGCUUGGACUUCUACCACAGUUCACAUUCCCAUCCACAAUGUUGAUAGCCACGGCGGAGCCUCAUCCCAAUCCACCCGUCGCAACUCGGUUUCCUUCCAAGAAUACCUUGACUCAGACGAGUCGACUCAGCCAGGCAUGGAUCACCAACAACCCAACGACGUCGUCCAAGAAAACCUUGACAAUCCUCCAGUCGUUGGCGUCGCUAAUUCCUCCGGCGAGGCUACGACGACGGUUGGGCUAGUGAACAUGUCGCUAAUGGAGAUGUUAGAGGAGACAGAGGUGGAUUUUGAAGUACGAGUCAAUGGUGAUGAUGAAGAUAAUGAUGACGAGUGUCAAAAACAAGGAGGAGGAGAAGAAGGAGAAGAAGAACAAGGGGGAGUUGAAGAAACGGGUGUGGUAGCGUAUAAUUGUUGUGUGUGCAUGGUGAGGCAUAAAGGUGCGGCGUUUAUACCGUGUGGCCACACGUUUUGCAGGAUGUGUUCAAGGGAGCUUUGGGUGAAUAGAGGGAAUUGUCCUCUUUGCAAUCAUUUUAUAUUGGAAAUUCUUGAUAUUUUCUAACCACAAUUAUAUUCAUUCUCAUCGUUAUUUUUACACAUCUAAAUACCUCCAUCUUCUACCAAUUGUGGUUAGGUUUAUGUGGUAAGUACAAUAUUAUUCUUUUUAAGUAAUGGCUCGUGUUUUAUUUAAAAAAACUCGGGGACAAAACUUGGUUAGACAGAGGUUUUACUCUUACUUUGCCUCCUGAAAUUCCAAGUGCACAUGCUUAUUACAUUACAAUAAUGAUGACUAAAGGGAAUUACAUGAUAAUAUAAUGGUAAUGUAAAUGGUGGAGUGGAAUUUGAAUCUUCCUUAUUCUUUUUUUGGUUACAGGAGGAAGAUAAUCUUCCUUAUUCUGAUUAUGAAUAGAGUGAAUUAAAGAGACAAUCUUAGUUUGCUUUUGAUAAAAAUUACCAGUUAUUUUGAUCCUUAGGAUGAAUCCGGCUACCAAGUUGAUCAUUGCGAUGAAUCUGGCUACCGAAUUGGUAGAGUAUCAUUACACAACCCACAUUGCUUUAGAGCUACAAGGCAAUGCUGCAAGCUUUGAAAGAGUGAUGCUUAGAAGCUAGAGCUACAAGGUAGCGAUGCAAGCUUUUAAUGCUACAAGUAUUAGGGAUGUGGUUUUCCCUUUAUCAGAGCUUGAGUUUCUUCUCUUAAAAGAUUCUUUAAUCGUCCCCUAUUUUGUUCCUUGUGCUUGUCUAUUGUUAAUUUUUAAUUUGUUCAUUGUGCUUGUCUGUUGUAAAACAAGUUCAAUAUCCAAAACCCUUGCAAAAAAAAUUACAGGGUCAAAAUACCAAUUCAGCCAUAUUUUACAUGACUACAAAUAUAGUUAACCCUUCAAGUAUUUUACAGUAAAUUGUCUUAAUCACUCACAUAAGUAACUUUACCAAUAGAAUUAUUUAUAAAUAAUAAAUAUUAUUUUAUAAAAUUCUAAAUCCACUUAUUUUAAAUAUGAUUGGUUUAUUAGACUUGGGUAAAGUUAGACAAUAAGACAACCCCUAACAUAAAACACUUAAUCUUAGUAUUAGUAUAGGUGAUCAACUAUUUUUGCUGCUCUAAUUAAUUAAAAAAAAUUAUACAAUUAUAAGAAAAAAUAAAUAUAACAGGACAUAUAGAUACCUACACUGGAAAUUAUAUUGUACAAAUUUUACAAAAUUGCACAUGUAAACAAAUGUACAUAUGCAAACGCGACAUAUAUGAGAUAAAGACACGUGGUCCUAAAACUGAGGAUACAUUGAACUUGAUUCCAAACUUUAUCAUCAUAGAUUCAUAACAAUAAACAAACCACUAGCUCCCCCAAAACCAGUAGCUAGCUAUACCACUUUAUGCCACUGGUUUCCCCAAUCUUUUGGCACAUCAUCAAGCACAAUCUUAGUAUAUAUAAGAAUAAGAACACCUUUCACUUCAACUUCCUCAAUUCAAUCCAAAAUCUCCAAAUUAAGACGACUUCUUAUAUCAAGGUUCAUUAUUUCUUGUGUAAUCUGAAAAGCAAAGCAAGAAUUUGUUUAAUUUCAAGAUGAGUUCAGCAAGCAGAGCUUGGACAGUGGCAGCAAGUGUUGGAGUUGUGGAGGCCUUGAAGGACCAAGGCUUGUGCAGGUGGAACUAUGCUCUAAGAUCAGCUCAACAUCAUGUCAAAAACCAUUUGAGAUCCUUGUCUCAGGCAAAGAAGCUUUCUUCUACUUCCUCCUCUUAUGCUAUGGUUUCCAAGUUCCAACAGAUCAUUAAAAGAAGAGGAAGCAAAGAAGUCAGAGGAAUCAUUGAGGACAGUCAUGUACUUGAGCUGUUGGGGUCCCAACAACUAGCUAGAGACACCGGGGCAAUCACAAAAGACUGAUUCUGAUUGAACCUGUAAUGGUGCAAUUGUAUAUAGUAGUAUCCAGAACUGCUUUUCCAUUAUCACAGAAAUUGAUGUAAAUUUUGAUAAAUGGAAAAUGAAAGAGAAUUAAUUCCAA
Messenger RNA from Lotus japonicus, 3369 nucleotides. RefSeq lists its product as uncharacterized. The transcript has 2 exons. The coding region runs from base 611 to 1438 and encodes 275 amino acids. NCBI's taxonomy places the organism in Eukaryota, Viridiplantae, Streptophyta, Magnoliopsida, Fabales, Fabaceae. The record is from RefSeq and is a predicted model, not a curated record.